UUUCAUUUUUCUCCGCCCGUCAAACCCCUGGUGCUCUCUCUCGAUAGCGGCAGAACCAGCCGCUUUAAUCUCCUUAAUAUUCCGUCAAGACUUCCCUCCACCACGUCAAGAUCUUCUUCUCAACUCUUCUCCACCUUUUUCAUUUCCUUAUUUUUUUAUCUAUAAUCGUACCUUCACUCUCCUUCCUCAACUUUCCGAUUUUGCUUUGAGUAAAUACCCAAUCUGAGCAUAGUGGAAAAGGAGGAUCACUUUUAGAUUGCAGAGUUCAUAGAAGCAAAAGGGAGAUGGAGAGAAAAGGGAACUCCAAAUUGAAUAUCGCAAUCAUACACCCAGAUCUUGGUAUAGGUGGAGCGGAAAGAUUGAUUGUAGAUGCGGCUGUUGAACUUGCCUCCCAUGGCCACAAUGUUCGUAUUUUUACUGCUCACCAUGAUAAAAACCGAUGCUUUGAGGAAACUGUUUCUGGUAGCUUUCCAGUUACUGUAUACGGAUCUUUUCUACCUCGGCAUAUAUUCUACCGUUUACAUGCUGUUUGUGCAUAUUUGCGGUGUAUUUUCGUUGCUCUUUGUGUGCUGUUCCUGUGGCGAUCAUUUGAUGUUAUACUGGCAGAUCAGGUUUCUGUUGUCAUCCCACUGUUGAAAGUUAAAAAAUCAACGAAGGUGGUAUUUUAUUGUCAUUUUCCGGAUCUGUUACUAGCUCAGCACACAACUGUUCUUCGGAGGUUAUACAGAAAACCCAUUGAUUUUGUAGAAGAAAUUACAACCGGAAAGGCAGAUUUGAUACUUGUUAAUAGUAAAUUUACUGCAUAUACUUUUGCAAAUACAUUCAAGCAUCUCCAUUCGCGAGGAAUUCGGCCUGCUGUUCUCUACCCAGCUGUCAAUGUGGACCAAUUUGAUGAAUUUCAUUCUUACAAGUUGAAUUUUCUAUCCAUCAACCGCUUUGAAAGGAAAAAGAAUAUAGAGCUAGCAAUUUCAGCAUUUGCUAUGCUUCACACUCUCGAUAAACAUGCCUUUCAAAAUCAUAAUCUAUCUGAUGCCACUUUGACUAUUGCAGGUGGAUAUGACAAACGCUUGAGAGAAAAUGUUGAGUACUUGGAGGAACUUGAAAGCUUAGCUGAAAGGGAAGGUGUGUCUCAUCGAGUUAAGUUCAUAACAUCUUGCUCAACAGCUGAAAGAAAUGCCCUUCUUUCCCAAUGUUUAUGUGUCAUUUAUACACCAAAGGAUGAACACUUUGGCAUUGUUCCGCUAGAGGCAAUGGCUGCUCAUAAACCUGUCAUUGCAUGCAACAGUGGAGGUCCUGUGGAAACUGUGAAGGAUGAAGUGACAGGCUUUCUUUGUGAUUCCACUCCUAAAUCUUUCUCUCUGGCGAUGGGUAAACUCUUGCAGGAUCCUGAAAUGGCUAAGAAAAUGGGUGAACAGGCACGUCAACAUGUCACUGAAUCAUUUUCUACAAAGAUUUUUGGUCAGCAUUUAAAUCAGUAUCUCAUCAACAUUAGUAGCAGCAAGGAGGACUAACAAUCAUAAUAGCAGAUGAUCACAAAACCAUCCUUCGCUACUUCAUACGAGUUACUUUGGAGAAAAAGCAUCUGUUGAUAUCAUGAUAACUUCAGGUUGUGUACUUUUGAGCUGUUAAGUCAUUUUAUUUACAUAUAUAAUGCAGUAGUCACUGGAGUCGAAACAUAGAAAUCUAUCACUGGAAGCAAAACAUUUACAUGGUUCUAUUAGGAAAAUGAACUAAUGGAGAGAUUCUAAGUAUUUUUCAUUUUUGAUCCUUGAGAGAUCCAAAUAUUCGAAUCAGAAGAUUGCAUAUAAAAUCUCAUUAUGCUUGGAGUCUUGUUUCUUUCUACUCAUUGGCAGCAGCUAGCAGGAAGUCAAAGCUGCUGAAGCAACGGCAGAGUCACAACUAAGUAAUAUGGUACUGCUAGCCAAAAAUUGUAACAAGAGGCUGUAAGGGUUUGUUUAUUUAUUAUUUAUUAUCUCUUCUUUUAA
Molecule: messenger RNA, 1985 nt
Organism: Manihot esculenta (cassava)
Lineage: Eukaryota; Viridiplantae; Streptophyta; Magnoliopsida; Malpighiales; Euphorbiaceae
Product: alpha-1,3/1,6-mannosyltransferase ALG2
Exons: 8
Coding region: 285-1511 (408 amino acids)
Molecular function (GO): alpha-1,3-mannosyltransferase activity; GDP-Man:Man(1)GlcNAc(2)-PP-Dol alpha-1,3-mannosyltransferase activity
Source: RefSeq, a predicted model, not a curated record